GCUAGCGGAAGGCGCAAGUGCCGCAGUCGAUUAUUUGCCAUAGCAAUUUGCAGCCCUAUUAUAUACACCAUCAGCACCACCACACGUGUGCACGGCAAUUAUAUACGUACAGGUGUGUGACCGACAGAGUGACAUUGUGAAUUGUACUUGUGACAUGGGACAGCGGAGUGCCUGUUAUUUGCAAUGAGGAAAAGCUGCUGGUGAACGAAAUUCGGCGUUUUCGAAUCGAGCGAGUUGCGGUGCAGCAGAGCACCGCAGUCCAACAUAGCGCGCUACACGUUCAAAACGGAGUCGCAGGGCAGCGACGGCCUGUACUUCAACCCCGAGCCGGUGUCGACGAGCCCGCAGCAGGCGAGCACCCCCAACAGCGUCAUCUCGGGAGCGACGAGCCAGCCGCAGGGCGCGUGUAGUUUGUGGAGACAAUCGCCGGCCGCCACGACGUUAAACUUCACGGACCUGGGCAGCCCUUACGGGGCCGGGGGUGGCGCCGGAGGCAGUUCGACGCCGUCGACGAUGACCAACACGGCCGGUGGCGGCGGCGGCGGCGACAUGGGUGGCGAGCACCACCCCCAGGACGGGGGCACCGCCACCCCCAACUCGAGUGCCAGCAGCAACAAGUCGGCCUUCAUCGAGCUGCAGCAGAACGCCGUCUCCAGCUACCCCCCGAGCUCGCUCAGGUACAACCACCCGCACGUGCAGGCGCAACAGCACCACCACCCUUCCGAGCACCAUCACCACGCGGCCGUCGCGGCAGCAGGCUUCGCGGCAGCCGUGCAGGCGUCGGCCGCUAGUCAGCCCCGCGCGUUGGGCGCCUACACCUUUUCGCCGGCGAUGCAUCACGGCGGCGCCCACCAGCCGCACCACCACCCUUCCUACGGCGGAUACCACCACCUCGGGGCCUACCCUCCUCAGUGCGCGUCUCCACCCAAAGAUGUUGAAAAAUAUUUUUCAGAAAAAGGCCAAGACGAUCCGACCGGAAUCAGGGUGAACGGCAAGGGAAAGAAAAUGCGAAAGCCGCGCACAAUUUACUCGAGUCUGCAACUGCAGCAGCUGAACAGACGAUUCCAGCGAACCCAGUACCUCGCGCUCCCCGAGAGAGCAGAACUCGCCGCUUCCCUUGGACUAACGCAAACUCAGGUGAAAAUCUGGUUCCAAAACCGCCGCAGCAAGUACAAGAAGAUGAUGAAGGCGGCGCAGCAGGGCGGCGGUGGCGCGCCUCCCCUUUCGAUGAGCCCUCCGCCAGGCGGCCACCACGGCGGCCACGACAGCAUCAGCCCCGGCGCGCCCAACAGCGUGGGCAGCUACGGCGGCGGCCCGAUCGGCGGCCACGGCAGCCCCCCCUCCCCCUCGUCGACGCCGGGCAGCGACAUGUCGCCGCAGCCGCCGCCGCUGCUCAUGUCCGCGUCGCCGCCCAUCAACAGCGUCAUCUCUCCGGCCGGACCCAACUCGUGGGACAUGAAACAGCACCACCACCACCACCACUUGCCGGCCUCGUCGGCGGCCGCCCAGGCGGCCGCGGCCGCAGCGGCCGCCGUCGCGUACAUGCCGCAGUACUCGUGGUACCAGACCCCGGACGCCAACUCCAUGAACCAAGGGCUGCUCACCUAAAAAAAGGUUGCUGUUUUUUUUUUGUUCGCGAAAAGGAAAAGCCGGUGUUUCACUCUCAGUGUCAUCAUCUUGUAUGUAUUAUAUUAGAUGUAUGUACCAGCAGCGAGCCCCCCAUAAACUGACUACUUUUGUGAAUUUGUGCACCGAAAGAGACACCCCAAAAGGACGGGUUAUUUUUUUUUUUUUUUUGCCGUCGGAGAUCAUGCGUGUGUGUUUCCAUACAGAGCACGAAUCGAUAUACAUAAAUGUCAUUUCGCUUGACUGCCGCGUGUGCUUGGAGCCGAGAAUUUGGAAAUGAGAGAUUAAUUGCACACACUUUUACGAAGAGUCGCCGCGAAAACGAGAGAAGAUGUUAUGUAAAAACACUAAUAUCAGUUGCAGAACGAGACCCUGAGGGCGUCCCUUCGCGCGAAGGGACGCAGUGCAGCGUUUUUUGAUUCUAUGAAUUAUAAUGCGAAAUGAGCGAGAAAUUUGGUAAUUUUAACUUGUCCCAAUGUAAUUGUAUAAAUACUGUCUAAAAAUCGAGGUGUUCUAUAUGUUUUUCCUGUAUAAAAAGUAUAAUAUAUAACUUCAUCGGAUUUCA
Neocloeon triangulifer is the source of this 2191-nucleotide messenger RNA. RefSeq names its product homeotic protein distal-less-like. The coding region runs from base 514 to 1608 and encodes 364 amino acids. Gene Ontology annotation, biological process: regulation of transcription by RNA polymerase II. NCBI's taxonomy places the organism in Eukaryota, Metazoa, Arthropoda, Insecta, Ephemeroptera, Baetidae. The record is from RefSeq and is a predicted model, not a curated record. Gene Ontology annotation, molecular function: RNA polymerase II cis-regulatory region sequence-specific DNA binding; DNA-binding transcription factor activity, RNA polymerase II-specific. The transcript has 3 exons.